UUGCAAUAGCGCUGCACUCAUCUCUAGCACAGCUGGGACAACAAGCAUAAACAGAAAUGAAAAAUUGAAAAUCAAGGAUGUUUAUGUUCCGAAACUGUGCGGUUCUGAUGGUGAUCGGCUCAAUAUGCUGCCUUAUCUACGGUCUGUUCAAUUUACACGUGGAGGUGGAGCCCAAUGCUUGCCGGAUGACCUACAUGUUCGGCGAGCCAAUGUUUGCGAAAGUUGAAGUUAAGGAAGCCGAUCAGUAUCCAAAUUACGGGCUUUACUACUACUAUGAGGGCGUGCGACAGCCGCUGGAUCCGCCUAAGCGUCGGUUGACGGGUGCUCCGGUGAUCUUCGUUCCCGGCAAUGCCGGUUCCUACAAGCAGGUGCGCUCUCUAGCGUCCGUGGCGCUGCGUAAGGCCCUGUCCGACGACACGGGCAUCCACCUGGACUACUACACUAUUGACUACGAUGAGGAGUUGUCCGCCUUGUAUGGGGGCUAUCUCCCUCGCCAGCGAGAGUAUCUAAAGCUCUGCAUCCGCUCCAUCCUGGCGAUCUACGAGGGCCGCGCGGAGCAGCCCUCUAUCGUGCUGAUUGGCCACUCAAUGGGUGGAAAGCUGGCGCAGUCGGUGCUGGUCGAUCCGUCCAUUGGUCAGCACAUCAAUACAAUUGUCAGUAUUUCCACGCCGCUGGAUCAGCCGGUGCUCAACCUAGACGCCGAGCUCGAAUAUUUUUACGACCAGACGAACGCUAUGCUAAGCAAGCUACGGACUGCAACGGUGCCCACGAUGACCACGAAUGUGUGCGAUAGCGUGCACCAACGACCCCCUAGUGUGCAGCGAAUGGCCAGCCAGGACAGCUCGGCUCGGCUGGACAACGUGCUGCUCAUUUCCACGGGCGGCGGUAAUAGGGAUUUGCUGGUGCGUCCCGGACUCACCAGCUCCCAGUUCAACGAUUUGCAUGCCAUGACCUCGUCUAUACCCAAAGUUAGCCUGAGCUGCGACCAUUUAUCCGCCGUGUGGUGCUUGCAGUUCAUGCAGGCCAUCAAUCGUUUCCUCUUCAGCAUUGCGUAUGUGCGCGAGGAUCGCUCAUCAAUUGUUUUUGGCACUAACAAGCAGCGCAACCUGCAGUCGGCUCUAGCCACCUUUGUCAAGCCAAGAAGACGACAACAGAGCACUGUGCGAUUCGGUGCCGCUGGAAAUUGGCACGAGGAGCGUCGUCUCGUGAUAAACAAAUACUUUACUAACGGACUCAAGGGAACAUUCUUCGACUUGAUUGGAUUGCAGCGCCAAGAGAGAUUCAAAAAAGCCGUCAUCGAAGCUUUGAAUGUUGAUGACGAAGACUGGCUGUUUGGUUGCUCGGCCGUGGACCACAAUAAGACGGAACAGCUUUAUUGCGAAAAGGCCACCUCUCUGAUGCACCUUGUCCAGAGGCUGCCCAAUGAAGAUCGCGAUCCCCGUAGCAUUGCCAUCCUGCACCUGCACAACCUGCGCAAGACCUACGUUCAGUGGACCCAUGUUCUUGUGCGCCUACCACCGAGCACCAAGCGAAUCGGCUACAACCUGGACAUAUACGAUCCCCGAGAACGCGUGACGAACAUCAGGAUGCCGCGCUGGUACACCAUGGCAAGACUGCCUUUAAUAAACGAAACUCUUCAAGGCACGCUGCAUCAUCGACUGCGUAUCUCCGAGAUGGUGGACCCAUACCAAAGCAUUCGCGUGAUUGUGGAGCCGCUGCAGUGCAUCAGCCCGGAGUACAGAGUGACAGCCAGGAUAUGUGUUCCCUGGGCUGCUGGCUUCGAACGCUUCCAGACCCUUAAAUCUUUUGAUCAGAAACCUCAAUUGUACGUAAAUGUACCGACCUUAGUGCCCAGACAUUAUAAUACUUCCCUAAAUCCUGUGACACUGGAUCUUUACCUGGAUCCCACUUGUCGCUAUCGAAUCAGCUAUGAGUACUCCUAUUCCUCUGCACUGUCACGACUGGUUCUAGAGUUUUACGGCUGGUUGCCGGCACACCUGGUCUGCGUUCUUCUGAUUGUGCUAAGGAAGCAAGUUGAGACCUUCCACAAGGUGGGAACAUUCGGUAGCCUGCGGCCUUAUGUGGGUUACCUGCAGUACACCUCGCUCUAUGUAGUCACAGCCUGUCGGCUUCUAAAGAAGCUAAUCAUCACCAGCCGUAUGCUGCCGGAGCCAGAGCUCCUUGACUACAGUAUAAAUGUUUCCAUUGUGAUCCAUUGUGCAGCCAUUGCCUUGUCCGUGUUGGCCACUCUGGGCACUUGGUUGGCCUUGACGCUCUAUGGCAACGCCUUCUACCGCUUGGCUCUGCGGAUAACACGCCUUUCACAGCCAACUUCCAACGUCAUGAUCUCGAUCAUGACCCACUUGCCCAUAACGUUCGGUAUCCUGACCAUUGCGACAGCUGUAGGAACCUGCAGCGGAGUGGGUCUUCUCUUGGCGUUCGUGUUUUACUUUCUGAUGCUUUCAAAUGCAUAUAAGGAUUAUCUGGAAGACUUCCUCUGGCAGAAGGCGGCUAAUUUGGUGCGUGGAACGCCGACGGCGUUGUCUGCAGAACAACCUUCCUGCGGAGAAGAUGGAGCGGAGGAGCAAAAUGCAGACGACAAGGCUUUGGAACCUAAGAGUGGACAGCAGGAGGUGGACGAGGAACCGGAGCCCUGUUUGGGCUUGCAAAACUUCUCCUUUCACGUCACUUUGCUGCUGAUGUUGCUCAUGCAGCUUCUGCUUAAUGCUCCUAGCAGUUUGGCCUGGGUGCGCAGUCGUCGGCAUGGCAUCGACCUGCCGGAUCCGAGUUCAUAUCCCAGCAUCACAGUCCUGGCAUCUCUAAGUUUGCUCCUGCAACUGAGGGCUCCACAAAAAUGUCAGGGGUACUGGAUGCUUUCCCUAGUAUUUUACGUUCUGGCCGGCGUGGUUUUACUGUACUGUCAGGCGGCUAUCUACAGGCUGACUUUUGUGAUUGCUGGGGCCUUUGCCCUGCUCGCUGCCCACCAAAGUAUUUGCAUCCUAUGGCGUCGCUUGUCCCAAAACUAGUUUAAAUUUGUUCCCCAAGAUUUAGUUCGUAAAUUAUUCCUGCGUUAGUUCAUUCAGUCCAAGAUAGGAGUUGUGGUCGGCAGCUUACGUAAACCAGCUCGCUGUGCGGCAAAUGAGCCCCGAUCGGGAUCUCUCAGCGGGAAGUCCAAACUAGGCCUGGUUGGGCGUUGCUCUCGAUUUGCGUCGAUCGCACAUUACACGAAUUAAUUGUUUUUACGCCUGUCGCCGGCGCUUUUGGUUAGCGAUACCUCGGUAUCUCGGGUGGCGGACACGUUAAUCUCCAUUUGCGGAAAAUGUGUGAAAAUGACUUUAAACAUCGUCGCCAGUUGGGCACACUCCGCAUCCCGACUCUAGUUUGCUUAUGGCCAAAGAUGUAAUACUUAGUAAUUUUCAGAUAUUAUUUGCUUAAUAGAAUUUGUUGAUUUUCACUGUGAGACAAAUAUCUGGUAUUUAGUUUGUUUAAUUCUACGUUCUUGAAAAAUUAAUUGAGAUUGUGUACAGACUAGCAAAGGUUAUUAUUUUUUAAAACCACUUUAAAGCAAUGUAAAAUAGCUGCACACACAUAAAAAUGUUAGAUUUGGUAUGAACGUUAUAUUCCUUUGUUUCUUGUUCGUCCCACAAAAUAUGUGCAAAUCCUUUAUUUUUCCGAUCAGCCAAUAGCUUAUCGAUCUAAUGUGUCUGGUGCCAUGUGUCACAAACUGACUUUUACAAAAAACAAAUUUUUGUAUGUGAAAUGUCUUACAAGGGUUGGUACUCGGGUAGUUCUUGUUUUACCCUAAUACAAUUUUAUACAUCUGUAAACUCUGAAAAACGGUAUUGACUUGCUGAUCUGUUUAGUUGGGUGCACAAUUACGAAUUCAUUGAUACAGCUCGCCUUCGCCCAUAAGGAUGUCGACUGAAACCAGUCUUGGUCUAUCAACGCCAUCUAUGUACUUAAUGUCUCAUUUGCGCGAUGUCGAAAUAUGGAUCAGUCGGUGGAUCAUAACACUCGCGGGACGGAAGGCCUGCCAGCACGCAAACGGGGUGAGGGCAUUUCGUCGUCUACAGUACCCACGGGAGUCGUUCGGAGCUAGUCUUCAGCUGUUCAGCGGCCAAACACGAUGUCCCGAUAAGGACUGGACCAUCAGCUUAUAUAUUCAUAACCGAUUCGCCUUUGGAGCCGACAUCGUCAACAUGCAUGUGACGACAGUGCCAAUAACCGUGCAGUGAUAUAAACAAAUUGGCUUUCUGUGUACGAAGUAUAUUAAUAUUGGUAUGAACUGUCAAUUUCAAUAUCGGCUAUAGUAGCUUACAGAGGUGUGACAACUUUAAUGAAACUUUAAUAAGCAUUUGUUUAUUGAGGCAAGAGGUUUGGGGAGUCAAAAUUAUUAAUUACGCGUUAUUGGUUGUGCCACAUUGGUUGAUAAGAUGCAUCGGCUUUUAUGUUUUGUAUUAUCUUUUAUGUGUGCUUUUCAAACGCUAAACUAUUUAUACGAAAAAGGAACGAGUUUAUUGAUAUUAAUGGGGACGUAUUUAUAUCACCUUGCCGAAAUUAGACAUACAAAUUAUACGCAGGCAGAUAAUUUCUAGUAAUAAGGUCGUCCAAUUCUAUGAAAUCAAAAAGGCAUUUUUUAGUUGGAGAACUACGUUAUCGAUGACGUGGUUUAUGGUUUUUGUUAAACUCAACGUUUUAUAACCAUGAUUGGUUGAUCAACGUAAUAAAUAUUUAUAUGUUGUACUAAAAAAAAAGGUUUAUGAUUUAGAGGGCUAUCCUCCUCAACUUACAGUCCUCUUUACUUUAAAUAAAAGUAAAAUAUUUUUUUUUACCAUUUAUGGCAUUUUUUGGUUUUAAUAAAAGUCGAGCUCAAUGAGUAAUGUGAUUUUUUAUCCUGACUUUAUUUCGGAAAAUAAUUCCCAAAAUAUCUUUUUUGUUUGGUUCGAAAAAUUUAAUAUUUUCUGUGGUUUUUUAGCUGUAUCAUCGUCAGGUCAUGUCCCACUGCUAAAGAACCGACUGUUUUGAUCGGCAUACAACCUAGCCUAACGAUCCCCAUCUUUUUUUGCAAAAAAUAUUUUCGGACCCAUUUUUGCAUUUUUAAUCGUUUUUUUUUAUUUUUUUUUAAUUGGCAAAUAUUUCAAGUUGGAAUGCCAAUUAAGAAUUUUACUAAGAGCUCAGCGAAUUUUCUGACUUCAGCUCCCCAAAUGAUUGCAAAAACAGUCAAUUGUGGUCCAAAAGUCACCUUAGAUAAAAAAUAAAUCGUUGCAUUUAUUUUCUCGUGAUAUAUUUUAUUGGCAUAUUAAAAAAAAAACAAAUACGACUGGGUAACAGACCAUGACACUCUACAUGCACAUGAGCGUAUUACUAAAAGAUAUAACUUUGUACAGUUUAACUUAUAAUGAUUGGCAGUACGAUUACAAGACUGGAAGAGGUGAGCGAACUAUUGCCAGUAGGCAGGCACAAGCUGAACCGGCCCUUGAACGUUGGCCAUUUGAUAAGGUGGAGAUGCCAUUACAUUGAUGCUGAAAGGAAAAUAGCAACAUUAGAUAACACAGCAUCCACACAGGAAAUUAAUAUAAUAAAACGUAUGUUCUGAACUUGUAGGUAUAAAAUUACAUAAUAAAAUAUAUUGCAAAUAUUA
Drosophila biarmipes is the source of this 5641-nucleotide messenger RNA. Its product is annotated as GPI inositol-deacylase. The record is from RefSeq and is a predicted model, not a curated record. Gene Ontology annotation, molecular function: phosphatidylinositol deacylase activity. The transcript is spliced from 10 exons. Bases 78 to 3026 code for a protein of 982 amino acids. Lineage: Eukaryota; Metazoa; Arthropoda; Insecta; Diptera; Drosophilidae. Gene Ontology annotation, biological process: GPI anchor metabolic process; endoplasmic reticulum to Golgi vesicle-mediated transport. Gene Ontology annotation, cellular component: endoplasmic reticulum.